AUUGAGAGACACUUUUUUGAGAAAUGAGUUCGCACUCUCAUGCGAGGACGUUGUGCUCCGGAAAUGCAGUCUCUGGCGCAUUCUCAGCGCUCCAUCUCCUGCGGAGUUACAGCCUCUUCGCUCCGAACUCAGAUCUAUGCAGGUACGAAGCGUACCCGCCUCGGGACUACGGCUUCGUCGAGCCGGAUAUUCUGUCGAGUUCCGUGUCGGCGGAUUCCCCGUCCUCGCCGUUAACGUCCUCCCCGUUGUCGGCGACGUUCCCGCUCCCAGGGACUCUGCUCCAGCCACCCUUUCUAGCGAUGCCACCCUUGAUGCAAUCCCUGAGCGUGCCUCAAUCCUUCUCGACUUCUCCCACAGGUGCUGUGAAUCGUCACUUCGUCACUACAAAUGGCAUAACCGCUCUUCACAGAAGACCCAGAAGCGAGAAGAAACCGAUCCCGGACGAUCAGAAGGACGAGAAAUAUUUCGAGAGACGUAAACGGAAUAAUCAGGCGGCGAAAAAAUCGCGGGACGCCCGCAAGAUCAGGGAGGACCACAUUGCACUAAGGGCGACGAUGCUGGAGCACGAGAACGCGAUCCUGAAGGCGCAGAUCGUGACCCUUCGGGAGGAGGCGCAAUCGUUGCGGCAUAUGCUGAUCAAGCAACACACCCCGGCGAUACAGUCGAUCGAACGAUCGCUCUCGUCGAUGACACCCGUAACGCUCUCCCCUCCGCACACGGCCGCCAGUCUAGAUUGUUAAUUCUCGGAGAUCCCUCCGAAAAGCGUGUACCUAAGAAUGUUUAUAUACAUAACGAAAAACUCAAAUCUAUGUAAUUUACACGGAGUCACACGUUCACGUAGCAAACACACGCGCGAAAAUGAUCCUUUAUAUAUACGUAUAUUAAUUACAUUCGUGACGAUCGAUUUCAUAAAGUACAACAAUUCGAAAAGUAUAUUAGCUAUACGAAUUGUUAAAUAUUUCUCUCUCGCUCUCUUUCUGCGUUAACAACGGAAAAUCGAUUUUAUAGUAGUUUCGGAGGCGAUAAAAUAUCCGAAGAGACUUCGAGAUUAUAUUUAUUGUUGGAAUUAUUAUCAUCAGUUUUAAGUGUAAUUAUAUAUAACUGUUGCUUGAAUACUAAUAAAAGAGAUGAUUCAAGAAAUAUAUGUAAACGGAAACCGAAAA
Molecule: messenger RNA, 1163 nt
Organism: Wasmannia auropunctata (little fire ant)
Lineage: Eukaryota; Metazoa; Arthropoda; Insecta; Hymenoptera; Formicidae
Product: cell death specification protein 2
Exons: 4
Coding region: 24-740 (238 amino acids)
Biological process (GO): regulation of transcription by RNA polymerase II
Cellular component (GO): nucleus
Molecular function (GO): RNA polymerase II cis-regulatory region sequence-specific DNA binding; DNA-binding transcription factor activity, RNA polymerase II-specific
Source: RefSeq, a predicted model, not a curated record